Messenger RNA from Pestalotiopsis fici W106-1, 468 nucleotides. RefSeq lists its product as uncharacterized. The record is from RefSeq and is a predicted model, not a curated record. NCBI's taxonomy places the organism in Eukaryota, Fungi, Ascomycota, Sordariomycetes, Amphisphaeriales, Sporocadaceae. Gene Ontology annotation, biological process: DNA repair; regulation of DNA-templated transcription. Bases 1 to 468 code for a protein of 155 amino acids. The transcript is spliced from 2 exons. Gene Ontology annotation, molecular function: zinc ion binding; methyltransferase activity; DNA-binding transcription factor activity.
AUGACGCUAGCUUACCGAGAGGACGGAGCCAAAUGGAGAGCAGUCCAGCAACGCGAGCGCACGGCCGAUGGCUCCUUUGUCUAUGCAGUUCGAACAACCAAGAUCUACUGCCGACCAGUCUGCACCGCCCGGCUCGCCCGGCGCGGCAACGUGGAGUUCUUUGACUACCCACGCGAUGCCGAGAACGCCGGCUAUCGUCCGUGCAAACGCUGCAAGCCCCAGGGCGGCGUCAUGAUGCCAGAAGCCGCCGCCACGACGAGGAUCAGGGCCUUGAUAGAGCAAGAGACCCGGCAGCAGAGUUCGCUCGAUCCCAUUGAUCGCGACCUUGGAGACAUUUCCAAGACAACCAGCCGCCUCGCUUGCAAAGCUCAGGUUUCCAAGUGGCAUUUCCACCGAACGUUCAAGGAAAUUACGGGCUUGACCCCUUCCGAGUACUUUGCGCAACAACCUUUCGACUACUACAACUGA